CGGAAAACAAAAUUUGGGGGAGGUUGUUCGUUUAACCCUGUUAGAGAGCUCGCUAGGUUGAUCCCCUGUUCUCAUCUCAACGACAUGCAGCGUUAAGACAGAACCCAUUUCUCUGUCUCUCUCUCUGUCUCUGUCUCUCUCUCAAAAUGCAGAGCACACCGCUUGCUCAGUCUCCUUCGACGCCGUUCCUCAAACCUCGAAGCGGAGACAUCCUUCGGUCCCCUUCGACUCGCGAUGCAUUGCCGCUGAAGUUGCUCGAGCGCGGGGCCCGUAACUCUGGCCUCCUGCCUUUGAGGACGGUUUCGCUGCUCCGUUCUGCCUCGCGACCCCACGCGCUGGGCCCGGCUGCUGCUUCUUCUCCUUCAUCUUCGCUUCUUUUUCUGAGACGGAAGGAAGAUGGCACCAAGGCCAGGGCUGCUUCGGCGCCCGGGAUAGCGGAGGACGGCGCCACGAAGCUGGGCGGCGUCACGAGGACGCUGCGGCUCGUUGUCAUGUUCGGCACUUGGUACCUUUUGAACAUCUACUUCAACAUUUACAACAAGCAGGUCCUGAAGGUAUACCCUUUCCCAGCAACAGUAACAGCAUUUGAGUUUGGGUGCGGGACAGUGAUUAUUCUCCUGAUGUGGGCAUCUAGACUCCAUCCAUUCCCUAAGCUCACUCGAUCUCAGCUUGCAUUAAUUCUACCACUGGCUGUGGCACACACAAUGGGGAACCUCCUUACCAACAUAAGUAUUGGGAGAGUGGCUGUUUCUUUCACUCACACGAUCAAAGCCAUGGAGCCUUUCUUCACAGUUGUUCUUGCUUCUCUGUUCCUUGGAGAGAGGCCAUCAUUCUGGGUUGUUUCCUCCCUGGUGCCAACUGCAUGUGGAGUGGCACUCGCAUCUUUCUCCGAGACUUCAUUUAACUGGAUUGGAUUUAGCAGCGCAAUGGCUUCCAAUUUGACAAACCAAUCGCGUAACAUAUUUAGCAAGAAAUUCAUGGUUAACAAAGAGGAAACAUUGGACAAUAUCAACCUCUUCUCAGUAAUGACGAUAAUGUCUUUCAUGUUCCUGGCUCCCACAGCUAUUUUCAUGGAGGGUUUUAAGUUCACUCCUUCAUACCUGCAAUCUGCAGCAAGUCAAGGUUUGAACAUUAAAGAGCUGUGUGUGAGAUCUCUUUUGGCUGGAUUCUGCUUCCACAGCUAUCAGCAGGUCUCUUAUGGGAUACUAGAGAUGGUAUCGCCGGUCACUCACUCCGUCGGAAACUGUGCAAAGCGCGUGGUGGUCAUAAUCUCUUCAGUCAUCUUCUUCCAAACCCCGAUUUCGCCCAUCAACUCCCUCGGAACUGCGUUGGCUCUCGCCGGAGUCUUCCUGUACUCAAAUGCCAAGAGGAUGACGCCAAAACUGAAGGUCUGAUGAGGCGUGAUGUGCUAUGUAGAGGGAAAAAUAAGAAGUUCAAUGAAUUUGACAACUAAUAAAAAUCCUAACUGAGAACUUCAGCAGUUGUUCAUAACAAAUACCCAUAAAAAGUGAGGAUAGUCUCAUUUUUUAGCGUCCCCGUCCCAACCAGAGUCAGUCAAUGCACAUUGUCUUUGGGAUUUCAGUCUAUGAUCCUUUGAAUUCAAUGAACAGUCACAUUAGGUCCUGUCGGAUUUUCAAUUCGAGUACAUGUCAUCAACAA
Eucalyptus grandis is the source of this 1659-nucleotide messenger RNA. Its product is annotated as phosphoenolpyruvate/phosphate translocator 2, chloroplastic. Gene Ontology annotation, cellular component: membrane; Golgi apparatus. The record is from RefSeq and is a predicted model, not a curated record. Bases 147 to 1394 code for a protein of 415 amino acids. The transcript is spliced from 9 exons. Gene Ontology annotation, molecular function: antiporter activity. NCBI's taxonomy places the organism in Eukaryota, Viridiplantae, Streptophyta, Magnoliopsida, Myrtales, Myrtaceae. Gene Ontology annotation, biological process: transmembrane transport.